AUGGCGAGAAAACUUGAUAUGAUCAAAGAUAUUGAUGACAAGAAAGAAACAUUGAAGCUUGCCGUUAGAGUCAAAGACUUGUGGUUUGUUCAAAACCAGGAUAACAAUCGUCAUAUGAAGUUGAUUCUUUUGGAUCAGAAGGGUGAUAUGAUUCCUGCAAUGGUAAAAAAGGAAGAUUUAUGUUUGUGGGAAGAAAAAUUGGUAGAGGGUCAAACCUAUAUAAUGCAUAACUUUAAGAUAUUGAAGAAUCAAGGACAAUUUCGGGUAUGUGAACAUCCUUACAAAUUAUUGUUCAUUGGGGCAACAACUAUAAAACAACAACCAAUUUCAAGUAUUCCACUGAACAUUUACAACUUCAAAAGUAUUGAAGAUAUAGUGGAUGAAAAUUACUAUACUGAUCUGGUGUAUGAUAUUAUUGGAGUGGUUGAUAAUGUGAGGUGUAAUCCUCAGUCGAAGAAUGUUGUCUUUCAUAUAAGGGAUUUGAGGACGAUGGUCAAUGUCAAUAUCGAAUUCUUGGAAUGGUUCAAAGCUCUUAAUGGUGAAGAAUGUGGUGAGUUAGUUCGAUUCAAGGAGCAAUGGAUAGAACAUUUUCGCAAUGAAGUUAAUCCAAGUCAAGAAUGUAGCCAAUUGAGUUCACCGUCCCAGUAUAGUGAACAUGAGAAAUUUAUGUAUAAAGCUGUUGUGCGUACGAUAUCUAAAAUCACAUGUAUGAAAGAGGAACAAUAUUGUGUUACAGUUGCAAAUAUUGUGAUGGAUGGUGUUAUCCAGUAUGCAAUAGUUGCAGGAAGAAGAUUGAUGAAAUAUAAGUUGGAAUUACAAGUUACAGAUGGAGACAAUUACACCAAUUUUGUAAUGUGGGAUCAAGACUGCAAUAACUUGAUUGAUGUAUCAGUUGUUGAAUUGAUGAAUAAAAUGAUUGAGGUGGUAUUAGAUGGUGAAGAUGAUCCCAAAUGUUUUCUAGAGGAUUUAUAUGUUUUGCUAGGAUGUACUCUUGCUUUUAAGGUUAGAGUUCAACUAAAUAACAGAUUUUCAUCUGUCAUGAAAGCUUCAACCAAUCCUGAAACUAUUGCUUCCAUUAGAAGUAAACUUGAUACUAAGAUGAUUAAGGACUCCAGUGGUGAAGGUAAAUGUGAUUCGAGUACCGAAUCAAACUCUAAGGGCGGACCCGAAAGAGAGGAGGUCAUGUUCUUAGAUUUAAAUAUGCUGGUUAUAAAAUAUUUUGGCACAGGAUCUAAACCAGCAGGUAUAUGUGUUUCCACUAAGCAAUCUAAAACAGUUGGGUUGAUUAAAAGUGCACCUCAUGGAAUAAAGCCGAAAGAUUGUAGCCCCAAAGCUAUAUGUGGUCCCAAUACCCAAUCUCAAACACUUGGUUUGACUAUAAGUGGUGGUCAUACAAAAAAGAUUCAAGAGUCAAGUCCCAUAGUUGUAUAUGGUUCCACAAAGCAAUCUAAAUCAUCUGAUGGUUCCACAAACAAAUCAAAAUCUGGUGGUUCCACUAAAAGUGCACCCCAUACAAGAAAGUUGACUUUGAGUAGUUCUGCAGAUCAUGAUCCUUAUAUUGACUUCUAUGUUACUCCUACCAAGGAAUUGUUGUUUGACUUCGAAGUUGAUUGUGACCAUCUGGAUGAUAUACCAAGUGCAGAAUUUUCUAGGACCAAAACUAAAAAGCGAAUGAAAUAG
This is a messenger RNA of Vigna unguiculata (cowpea), 1680 nucleotides long. RefSeq lists its product as uncharacterized. The record is from RefSeq and is a predicted model, not a curated record. NCBI's taxonomy places the organism in Eukaryota, Viridiplantae, Streptophyta, Magnoliopsida, Fabales, Fabaceae.